AGGUGGAGUAGAAAAUAAUCCCGUCCUUUCAGUACCGCAUGAGUGACGUCAACAGCUUCCCUGGCGCAUGGGUUCCCCCCGAUUUGCUAUGUGCGAGCUACUGUACUAUCCUUCGGUAGACGAGGCUCCACGUACAGCAAACAUAGCCUUCAUUUCGCGUUUUCCUCCUCUGGCUGUGAUCUCGCCAUUGAGUUCGCUGCCUACAAAUGCCACUCGUGGACGCCGAACCGGUUGUUCGCGCGUUGCUUCUACCAAAAACGACAAGGAGUGUCUUACUUUGACUGUUUUAUAAUCGUCAAUUUUCCUCAAUAGCGGGUAUUUGUUACAAACAUUCCAUAUCGUCGAAGAUCCAGUAAGAAUUUCGUCUGGUGCCAAGACGUGAGGAUGAAUUCCAUACGACAGGUGCCUUCAAGGGUGAAAACCAAAAGGAUCGAAACGAAUUUAGGUGCUGAGAGGGAACAUUUUGAUAAGCAGCAGCUCAGCAGCAUCAGCAAAGCCAUCAACUCCAAUGAGGCGCCUGUGAAAGAGAAACAUGCACGCCGGAUCAUUCUGGGGACCCACAGAGAGAAGGGAGCCUUUACUUUCUGGUCCUAUGCCUUGGGCCUCCCUUUGUCCAGCAACUCCAUCCUCAGCUGGAAGUUCUGCCACGUGGUGCACAAAGUGCUGCGGGAUGGCCACCAUAACAGCCUUCAGGACUGCAUGAGACAUCACAGUAACAUAGUUGAAACAGGGCAACUAUGGGGCAACCUUCAUGACAGAUAUGGCCAGCUGGUGGCUCUGUAUGCUAAGCUCCUCUGCACGAAGAUGGAGUUCCACGUGAAGCAUUCUGAAAUCCGAGCCAACCUAGAAGUAACAGAUGAGGUUCUGGAGCGCGUUGCAGGAACAGACAUCAAUAAUGUGUUCCAGCUCACUGUGGAAGUGUUUGAUUACCUGGAUACAGAGCUGAGGCUAGCUGAGACAGUGAUCCGGCAGCUCAACACGUCCAUUGCCAUCUCUACGCUGACGUCAGGCCAGUGUCGCCUGUCCCCCCUCAUCCAGGUCAUUCAGGACUGCAGUCACCUCUACCACUUCACCGUCAAGCUGCUCUUCAAGCUGCACGCUUGUCUCCCAGCAGACACCCUGCAAGGACAUCGUGAUCGUUUCCAUGACCAGUUCCACAGCCUCAAGACCUUCUUCAACAAAGCCAGAGACAUGAUGUACUUCAAGAGACUCAUCCAGAUCCCCAAGCUGCCAGAAUCCCCUCCUAACUUCCUGCAUGCGGCUUCCCUGGCCAAGCAUGCGAGGCCGGUGGUGGUCAUCCCAGACGAGGAUGAGCCCGAGCAGGUGGAUGAUGACGAUGACGACCCUGAACCGCUGAUCAAUGUCAGUGACGUCACCAUGCCCAGCAUGGCAGUGCCACAGUUCGACAUAUUUGAUCAAACCUUUGGACCUGCCAAUGGUGGUUUUGAUGACAGGGAUAUCCAGAUUGAGAACCUCAAGCGGGACUUGGAGCUAUUGAGGACAGAUCUGGAAAGGGUCAAAGGAGAGGCCCAGCGCUACAUCACUCAGCUUAAGUCCCAGAUCAACAGUCUGGAGGCGGAGCUGGAGGAGCAGCGGGUGCAGAAACAGCGUGCCCUGGUGGAGAACGAGCAGCUGCGCAUGGAGCUGGAGGCCACGCGCCGCCGCAAUGCUGAGCACGAGAGCGUGCAGGCCACCUUCGGAGAGGCCGAGACGAGAGCCCAGGCCACAGAGCAGCGCUAUAACAAGCUGAAGGAGAAGCACACUGAGCUAGUGUCCAGCCAUGCGGAACUGCUCAGGAAGAGUGCAGACACCGUGAAGAUGCUGUCAGCCACCCAGCAGACCCAGGAGGAGGUGGAGAGGACCAAGCAGCAGUUGGCUUUUGAGGUGGAUCGCAUCAAACAGGACGCUGACAUGAAGCUUGAGGAGCAGAAGUUUGAGAUGGAGAAGCUUAAAAGGGAGUUUGAGGAGAAGAAGGCAGAAGUGGAACGUGUCAAAGGCACUCUGCAGAGCAACGAGAAGGUGGGGGAACAGCAGACCAGAUCCAUGUCCGCGCUGCAGGCGGAGAAGGAGCGCCUGAUGCACUCUGUGAGUGAGAAGGAGGCAGCGCUGUCAUCCCUGCGCCAUGCUGCACAGCUGCAGCAAUCGUCCCUGCAGCAGGAGAGGGAGAGGAGCACCAGGGAGCUGGGAGAGCUGCAGGGCAGGCUGCAGGAGAAGUCUUGCCGUGAGGAGCAGCUGCAGCAGAAGCUGCUGGAGGAGCAGUUCUCUCUGCUGCAGGGAACGGUCUCUGAGGCUGAGAGCAUCAUCCAGGAUGCUGUGGCCAAACUGGACGAUCCACUGCACAUCCGCUGCACCAGCUCCCCAGACUACCUGGUCAGUCGUGCAGAGGCCACUUUAGGCUCCAUUGACAAAGUGAAAAAGGGUCACUCAGACUACCUGACAAACAUGGGAGAUGUUGGUGGGCUGCUGAGGGCCCUGACCCAGUUCUCCCACCUGGCUGCUGACACCAUCAUCAACGGCAGUGCCACAGCACACAUGGCUCCCACCGACCACGCCGACCGCCUGACUGAGAAUUGCAGGGGCUGUGCCACUCAAAGUCUGCAGUUCCUGAAGGACCUCAAGUCCAAGGCCUCUCUCCAGAGGGCAGAUCCGGCCUCCAUUCGCAUUGUGGUCCAAAAGAUCCUGAGGCUGGGGGAGGAGCUGCGACCUAAAGGCAUGGAUGUGCGACAGGAUGAGCUGGGAGAUCUGGUGGACAAGGAGAUGGCAGCCACAUCAGCAGCCAUUGAGGAGGCAGUGCGCAGAAUCGAUGAAAUGAUGAAUCAGGCACGAAAGGACACCUCUGGCGUCAAACUUGAGGUCAAUGAAAGAAUCCUCUACAGCUGCACAGACUUGAUGAAGGCCAUCCAUUUACUGGUCCUGACAUCAACCGACCUACAGAAGGAGAUUGUUGAGGGAGGGAGGGGUGCAGCCACUAUUAAGGAAUUCUACGCCAGGAACUCCCGUUGGACUGAGGGACUCAUCUCUGCCUCCAAAGCUGUGGGAUGGGGAGCCACACAGAUGGUUGAGUCCGCUGAUAAAGUGGUGCUGCACACUGGUAAAUAUGAGGAGCUCAUUGUCUGCUCACACGAGAUCGCUGCUAGUACAGCACAGCUGGUUGCUUCCUCCAAGGUAAAGGCAGACCGCAAUAGUACGAAACUGACAGCUCUCCAGCAGGCUUCUCGCCGUGUGAACGAGAUGGCAGCCAAGGUGGUGGCCUCGACCAAGACAGGCCAGGAGAACCUGGAGGACAAGGAUACCAUGGACUUCUCUGGAAUGUCCCUCAUCAAGUUAAAAAUGGAGGAAAUGGAGUCGCAGGUGAAGGUGUUGGAGCUAGAGAAUCAGCUGGGUAAUGAGCGUCUGCGUCUGGGAGAGCUCAGGAAGAAGCACUAUGAUAUAGCAGGUGUUCCAGCAGCAGACCUCUCAGAGGGAAAUGGCCUGGCCCCCUCAUCUGCCUCUGAGCCCUCCUCACCCAAACCCUCCAAGCCUAGCAUCAUGAGGAAACCUGCCUUGGCUCAGAAACCCAACUUACCUCCUAAAAAUAUGUUCAGGUAGACUGAUGCAGGCUAGAGAAGGACAUCUCUAUGCUGGAUGGUCGGGUUGAUCUGAGACAAACAGCCAUCAUAUGAAUUUAACACAGGGUCCUUUUGAGCUGCCUCCAACGAGACGAUCCUCUUUCCCAACCCCAACCUUACCUCUGUCCCUCUUUCUUUUCUUUUGCCAAACUGGAACUUGUGCUCCUCUUCUUCAGCCUGAUUUUAUCCCUCAGUGCUUUCUGCCUCUGAAGGAGUCACGCUCUAUCCUUCUUUUAUAGAUUAAACAUCAUAUGCCACCAAGGUGGUAUUCUUUGUUUUUGUGGACAUAAUGGUAUUAAAAACUGAAAGGGAAAAUAUUUGAGGAAAUCAUUCAAGUCUUUUUUUUAUUGCAGCAAUGCCAUUUUGUGUCUGAACUUUUUACUUAUAGCCUCCUGUAUAUUAAAAAUACUAAUUUUAUUAGUAUGGACAGGAUCACUGCAACAUCACAAAAUGACAGCAACAUAUUGAACUAGGCCAUAUCUGAGACAGCCUCAUGUUGCUGUAAUUUUCUAUGUUGGUUGGUGUGUAGGAAAAGGAGACAUUGGCACACAGAUUAUGUGGAAAAUAACAUUUCUACACAUUAAAUCCCGCUCAAUAUGUCUGUAUUAGUUCCAGGUUGUCAUUCCUCCUAUAGCUUGAUCUAUUUCUAAGUGGGACUGUGGUCCAGUGCUCAACUCUUUCCAUAUCAUCAGUAAGACCAGGGGGUGACACUUUUCUGACAACCCUGUUUAGGUUAGUGUUUGAUUCUAGAUUUGAUCAAUUUAACCCCUGGUACAGGAACAGCUCCCAUCAUUAAAGCAUGCACUAGUUUAGCUAUACACAUGGUCAUAAGGAAGUAUAAUUAUGCAUUUUUUUAUAUCUAUAUACAAUUGGAAAUUCACUCAAUGGGGAUUAGCAAUCUGCACAUCACAAAUUAUUCUUUGAAUCUCUUCUACGUGCUCCCUAGCCACUGAAUGUCUCUCACACUGAGUAUAUAAAACUGGCUAUGUUGGUACACAAAUGGAAUUUCUGUACUUGGCAAAUAAUUAUCACCUUGAAUUUUUAAAGAGGAAGGCUACUUUCCAAAGCUGAAAAUGGACAGUAUACAGUAUGUAGAACUCUUCUUUUGCUUCUGGGAGCUUUUCUUAUGAUUACUUCUGUGCUUUCAUUUGUAAUAAACAUAUUUAUACAUUCAAAUCUAAUAUAUUUUAGUAAAGAUUAUUGUGGUUCCUCCAUGUAAUAAGUGUAUGUCAAAUGAGCAAUAAAUGUUUAUGGUCA
Molecule: messenger RNA, 4865 nt
Organism: Salmo salar (Atlantic salmon)
Lineage: Eukaryota; Metazoa; Chordata; Actinopteri; Salmoniformes; Salmonidae
Gene: hip1rb
Product: huntingtin interacting protein 1 related b
Biological process (GO): clathrin coat assembly; actin filament organization; endocytosis
Cellular component (GO): clathrin-coated vesicle; cortical actin cytoskeleton
Molecular function (GO): clathrin-cargo adaptor activity; actin filament binding; phosphatidylinositol-3,5-bisphosphate binding
Source: RefSeq, a predicted model, not a curated record